AUGUGGUGCAAAAUUCAGAUAUUGCUCUUACAUUGUAUUGCCAGUGAAGUUUCCAUGGCAAAGCAUCUUGAUUCUAGAAGAAUUGUCCCCCAAGGACUUUACUCUGUAGAAGACAGGGGACCUGCUGAGUGGAAGAGGAUUAAAAGGAGUCUGGAUCAGGGAAGGUCCUGUAACACAGGAAGAGAUGAUGACUGUGGCUUUACCAUGGUCUCCAGAGCAGCUGUGUGCUACUGUGGCCAGUCCUGCAUCUCAGGCUCCCCUGGGCCUGUAGCCUGUUGUGCUGACCAGUGGGAUGUCUGCAGCCACCCUGUGGAGCCCACCAGGCCAGAGGAGUCUUGGCCUCCUCCGGUAUGGGGUUGUUAUAAAGAUGGCUGAUAUUAUGAAAAAGGAACAAUAAUUAAAGACAACUGCAAUUCCUGUCUCUGGAAAUGUUUGACAGAUGUAUGCCUUGUUCGCCAAGUUUUAAUUCAGUGCAUCAGUUCUGGAGAUUAUAGAUAGAAAGCUGACAACUACAGUCGAUUCUGAGGAAUGAGAGUGGAAGGAGAAAAGCUCCUGGGCACCUUCCCUCCAUCUCAUUCUUUUCUGAAUAUGAAAGAAGCUCCUGGAGAGUCAUGUCUAGAAGAAAAGUUUCGUGCAAUUUUUUCAGCCACUUAUGAGUGGCCUGAUUGGAUUCACAAUCCUUUGGAUCAGUGACACUGUGGAGCAGCCUGGGCUUUUUCAACCACAAGUGUUGCAGCAGAUAGAAUAGCAAUUCAUUCAGAGGGUCAGACCACAGACAACCUUUCUGCUCAGAACUUGAUCUCUCGUAAUAUCAGGAAUCAACAUGGAUGUGAUGGUGGAAGCAUUGAUGGUGCCCGGAGAAAUCUGAAAAUUCAUGGGGUUGUAUUGUAUGUUUGCUACCCAUCAUUUUGGAACAAAUACCUGGGGCCAUCAGCUGAAAAUCAGUGUUAUGUGUCAAGUGAAUAUGGAAAAAAACAUACAAAUGGGCCAUGUCCCAAUGCUUUUGAAAAAUCCAAUCAGUUCCGGUGUGCCUCUCGCUACAGGGUGUCCUCAAAAAAAUUAAAGAUAUAAAAAAAAAAAAUCAUGAAGAGAGGACCAGUGCAAGCUAUAAUGAAAGUGUAUGGUGAUUUUUUCCUUUACAUAAAGGGAAUAUAUCGACACUCCCAGAAAGCAGGUUCUAAGUGGAAAACUCAUUUAGUCAAACUCCUCGGUUGGUUGCCUUUGAAGAUGACUGGAGCACUGCAAAUACAGCUCAAACAUGUGAUGAUGAUGGAAUAUGUACCAAUUGCUGCAAAUUCCUGGGGAAAAUCCUGGGGAGAAAAUGGUUAUUUCUGGAUUCUAAGUGGACAAAGUGAGUGUGAUAUUGAGAAGCUGAUUUUAACUGCUUUGGGACAGCUGUAGUUUAUCUGUACCAUACUCUGUAUCUAUUCUUUCUAUUGUUGUCUAUUGAGUCUUUAUGGGGAAAUAAUAA
Messenger RNA from Prinia subflava (tawny-flanked prinia), 1471 nucleotides. It is a transcript of the gene TINAG, whose product is annotated as tubulointerstitial nephritis antigen. Gene Ontology annotation, molecular function: cysteine-type peptidase activity. Gene Ontology annotation, biological process: proteolysis. Lineage: Eukaryota; Metazoa; Chordata; Aves; Passeriformes; Cisticolidae. Gene Ontology annotation, cellular component: lysosome. The record is from RefSeq and is a predicted model, not a curated record.